This is a messenger RNA of Pelagomonas calceolata, 2526 nucleotides long. The record is from the annotation of a GenBank genome assembly. NCBI's taxonomy places the organism in Eukaryota, Pelagophyceae, Pelagomonadales, Pelagomonadaceae.
AUGGACGACGCGUCGGCGGGGGGCGAGGAAGACCAAAACUGGGCGGCGUGCGACCUUUGCGGUAGCUGGCGCAAAACCAACCACAGCGUUGACAAGGCCCACUCUUUUUCGUGCGCGAGCAUCGGCCGCGACUGCUCCGAGCCGUGCGACGGGUGCCGCCAGCAUGAAUGCGUGUGUUCGAGCGACGACGAAGCUCUGUCGGACGGCGCCGCGCGUGGCGGCUCGGAGUAUUUCGUGAGCGACGACAAUCUGCGCGUGAUGUCCGCGCACGGCGUCGCGACGGACGGCGACGGCGCGAGCGUCGCGAGCGAGUGUCCUAGCUUAGUGAGUGAACUCACCGAGCUCUCCGAUGACUCGUCGAGCGAGUUUGGCGAUCCGGACGAGAGCGACUCGUCCGAUUCGAGUGACGAAGACGACGAGCCGCCCGACGACGAUCGGUCGAGAUGCUCGCACCGGUGUCCAAGACCGCCGCCGCCGCCGCCGCCGCCACCACCACCAAAUCCACCGGACCCUCCCCGACCGGACGACCCGAUGCCGCCGGCACCCGCCGCGUUGCCGCCGCGAGAAAAAAGAGGCGUGGCGUCCGAGGUCUCGCCCGAGUUCGCCGCGGACAAGAACACGAUAGGCGUGACGGAGGAUGAAGGCGUGCCGGGCGGGAGCGACCAGAGGAAUUUCUUCACCGGCUUCAAGGCGCCCGGGCCGGCCUGCUUCAGCGCUAACCUCGCUGAUAGGCUCAAGAAGCUGGUCGAAGGAGCCACACCGGCGCCGAUGACCGUAGGCGGCGGCACCGUGGCCUCGCUGACGGCCCUCGGUCACGCCGCGUUCGAGAAAAAUUUCGGGCACCCGUCGCGACGCGCGGCAAACGCGCGUCGAACUGUGGAGCUGAUCAAGCGCGACGGCGGCAACGGUUUUAGUUUCAGGCGGGCGUGCGAGUACGUACCUCAAGCGGCGAAGCACUUGCAAGGGUUUGCACGCGCCGUCGUCGGCGACUCGCCCCGCGUCCAUCUGGAUGUGCACGCGUCCAGGUCGACACUGGCUGGCGCGCAUAGGUUGGGCACGCACCGCGACGUGCGAAAGUGGGCUCGGGAUUACUAUCAGAUGCGCGCUGUCGUGGCGACGGCGGCUGGAACUAUUGUUUUCACGGUCGUAGAAUUCGACGAGCGCGGGAAGCCCAUGCGGAAUUCGAGAGUCUACGGUUUCUUCUCGCUGACCGUCGCGGCGGCGGUCGUCUAUGUGUUAGAUCCGAUGCUCGCCGGCCAGGAACCCUUCGACUUCGUCACGAAGACCGACGGCCGGAAGGUCGCGCUGGGCGUGACGCAUACCGUCCUGGGCGGCCUUGGCGAGCGCUGCGUCUCCAUCAUUACCUGGACGAUCGCGAAAAACGCGGCGCUCGCCGCCGCGGAGAUCUGGGCCGCGGAGAAGGCGGCCCUCGUGGGCCGGUGGGCGGCAAUUGCGGCCAUGACGGCGGCCGUGCCGCCCGGUGUCCCGGUGCCCGAGCAGGGCCCGAUCGUCGUCGCGCCGACGCUCGAACAGAGCGCCGAGCGCCGGCGUCAGGCGGCCAAGGAUCUUCGGCAUCAGAGACGCGUGGCCAAGUUGACGGACGCCUGGCGCGAGGCGAACGUGGUCCGGCUCGCCGACGCGGACCCGUCGACGCGCGACGCCGACCUCCGCGCCCAUCUGGACGCCGAGCGGAAGCGCGCGCGGGCCAGGCGGCGAGUCCGGCGCGCGGCGGACUUGACGGACGCCUGGCGCGAGGCGAACGCCGACCGGCUCGCUGGCAUGGACUCGGCGACGCGCGACGCCGAGCUCCGCGACGCUUUGGCCGCCGCGGACGCUGUGCGGAAAGCUCUAAAAAGGAACUCUAACCGGGAAAACUCCCGGCGGCGCAUGGCCAAGUUGACGGACGCCUGGCGCAAGGCGAACGCGGACCGGCUCCCCGGCAUGAGCGAGGCGACGCGCAAGGCCGAGCUCCGCGCUUUUCUGAAGGACGCGCAGCAAGCCGCGCGCGAGGCGAAUUUGACCGCGGCCUUUCUCCUGGCGAACCUGGAUCGGUUCGCCGAGGCGGACGACGCGACGAUCGAGAAAGAGCUUCGCGCUCAUCUGGACGCCGCGGCGGAGGAGCGACGCCUUCAUCAUAACGCAUAUCAAAAUGCAUGGCGGGCCGCGGACCCGGAAGGAACUCGCGCGCAGAACCGGAAAGAUCAGAAAGCGUACCGCGAGCGGCAAGGAAAGGACGCGAUGAAUGCGCGGCAAAGGAAAAGAAGGAAGACGGACGCCGGGAAGUUGAAGGAGGCUGCUAAUACGUGGUACAAUACCUAUUCGAGGAGAUUUGGCAAGGACCUGGCGAACUGGGACGAACCCCACCUACGGACGUACAAAGAGCGACUGGACGCGGCCUACCCGGGGGGCCCGGGGGAAGGGUUCGCGUCCACGGACUCUCGCUACGCCGGCCUCCGCGCGCGCUACGAGAAACUCGAGCUACUUCUAGUAGAACUCGACCGGAGGAGGUUAUGUCGCCGCCGCUAG